GUACAUGAGUCCUGAUUGACAGCAUCAACACGGCGUUUGGCGAUGACAACCCAAACCCUAAGAGCCACACUCGUACACCCUAUAGAGGACACCUCCGAGUAAUGACCACACAUUGUCUGCAACUCUUGCCCUGACAGCUCAUGAACACGGCAAGUCACACGACCUCCGAUCGUCUGUCAUCGAAGUCCUAGCUGCUGCCCCUAUACGCUCAACACGAUCAAGCACGCUAUCGGGAGUCUCGGCUGUAAAGGGCUUCGUGAUGGCGAAGGCGCCGAUUCGAAUCGCCAUCCUUGAGUGCGACGUCACGAUUGGCCGAUUAGCAGAGGGCUACGGUCCGAUAUUCCAACGUCUACUCACGGCGGCUGCAGUGAAGAUCAAGAACGAUGACGGCAGGUCGCCGACACUUGAAAUAAGCUGGUUCAACGUGGUCCAGAAACCCGAGACAUAUCCUAAAUUGGAGGACAUCGAUGCAGUAUUGUUGAGCGGAAGCAAAUUUAAUUCAUUCGACUCUGACCCCUGGAUCCUCAACCUCGUUUCAUUUACCAAGAGCAUCCUCGCACAGACUCGGGUUCGACUGAUCGGCGUUUGUUUCGGCCAUCAGAUCAUUGGACGUGCGCUGGAUAUUCCCGUCGGACGAAGUGAGGCAGGCUGGGAACUGGCAGUGACAGAGCUACAGCUCAGCGAGGUGGGCAAGAGCAUUUUUGGCGGACGAGAGACUAUUGCUAUCCACCAAAUGCACCGUGAUAUUGUCCACGGCCCAUAUCCUGCAUCAAUCGAAAGCCUAGCCUCCACCGACCGAUGUGCCACGCAAGGCAUGUACGCCCGCAACCGCCUCAUCACCGUCCAAGGGCAUCCGGAGUUCACCAAGGACAUCGUUGCGGAGCUGUUGGAACGCCGGCAUGAAGGGAAGAUCCUCGACGACGAGACGUUCAACGAGGCCAUGAGCCGAGUGAGCCGCGACCAUGACGGUCUUGCUAUAGCUGAGGCGUUCAUUAGAUUUCUAUUGGAAUAAUGAUUUAGAUGUACGCUUACUGAAAACAUCGCAAAUAGAUUCAAUAGAUUCAUCAAUUUCACACAAAAGUCAUGAUCCCGAACAAUCGAAGCGAAGAAUUCGACAGCAUCAGAGAACUAGAGGACGAGCGAUUUAUUUCAGCUUCAUGGUACACUACACGUCUUCUUCCAAGUGGCUCAGAUCCCCAUGCAAAGAAAGCUUCUCUCUCUUCGGCGAACGACCUUCACUAAUGCCACUCAUGACCACUCCUGACGACAAGAUAGAAAUCCUGUCAUCGGCGGGGAGUUGUCUCAUCACUCCUGCUCGCCACGAGUUUGUAAAUCCAUUUCACCCGU
This is a messenger RNA of Dissoconium aciculare CBS 342.82, 1347 nucleotides long. Its product is annotated as class I glutamine amidotransferase-like protein. NCBI's taxonomy places the organism in Eukaryota, Fungi, Ascomycota, Dothideomycetes, Mycosphaerellales, Dissoconiaceae. Gene Ontology annotation, cellular component: cytosol; nucleus. The record is from RefSeq and is a predicted model, not a curated record. The coding region runs from base 260 to 1012 and encodes 250 amino acids. The transcript has 3 exons.